Purpureocillium takamizusanense is the source of this 1367-nucleotide messenger RNA. RefSeq lists its product as uncharacterized. NCBI's taxonomy places the organism in Eukaryota, Fungi, Ascomycota, Sordariomycetes, Hypocreales, Ophiocordycipitaceae. The coding region runs from base 137 to 988 and encodes 283 amino acids. Gene Ontology annotation, biological process: iron-sulfur cluster assembly. Gene Ontology annotation, molecular function: iron ion binding; iron-sulfur cluster binding. Gene Ontology annotation, cellular component: mitochondrion. The record is from RefSeq and is a predicted model, not a curated record. The transcript has a single exon.
CGUCACUUCCCUUCAACGUUGAAACCACAUGUAUAUUGCCGCAGCACCCGAACCUACGAGCCGUUGAUAACCUCCGGCUUCACACAUUCGCUGCAUCGCAAGCCAUAGAAGGAACGGGGUACUCCAGCCGUCAACAAUGUCCGCGGCGACGACACCGAGGGCGCUCACCCGCGCCCUCGCCACCCAGCCAGCAGCCAGAUGCCACCACCACGUCCGAGCUGCGCCGAGAUGGGCUCGGCAACUCAGCACCACGUCCGGAAGAGCCAUGCCCGCCGUCCUGAGCGCGAGCGGCCUGCGACCGACGACGCUGGCGUCUCUGAAACACCAACAGCGAAACCUCGCGCCCAGCCUGGGUGCCGGCGGCGCGCGCACCAUCUUCAUCCAGACCGAGAACACGCCCAACGCAGACGCCCUCAAGUUCCUCCCGAAUCACCGCGUCGUCCCCGCCGAGCUCAACACGCCGUUCAUCGAGUACCUCAACCCGCGAGCGACCAUCUCGCCGCCGCAUCCGUCCCCGUUGGCCGCCAAGCUCAUGAACAUUGAUGGCGUCACCUCUGUCUUCUAUGGUGCCGACUUCAUUACCGUCACCAAGGCGAGCGAUGCCAACUGGGCGCACAUUCGGCCCGAGGUCUUCGCCCUCAUCACGGAGGCCAUCACCUCGGGCGAGACCAUCGUCAACGUCGCCGAGCGACGGGAAGGCGACCAGGCUGCCGAGGAGGACAGCCUGGCCUACAAUGAGGACGACGAUGAGGUCGUCGGCAUGAUCAAGGAGCUUCUCGAGACUCGCAUCCGGCCUGCCAUUCAGGAAGACGGAGGCGACAUUGAGUUUCGUGGGUUCGAAGACGGCUACGUCAAUCUGAAGCUGCGCGGAGCCUGCCGGACAUGCGACUCAAGUACUGUCACGCUGAAAAAUGGCAUAGAGGGCAUGUUGAUGCACUAUGUAAGACAUUGGUCUUCGGACCCCCCCUGUGUGCUUUUCCGUUACUGACAACCUACUGUACAGAUAGAAGAGGUCAAAGGGGUGCAUCAAAUUCUCGACCAGGAGGAGGAGAUUGCCAUGCAAGAGUUUGCUAAAUUCGAGGAGAAGCUGAAGCAGCAAAAGUCUGCACAGCCGUCGUCUGCAUAGAGUCGGGCGUGACAUGCACAAAGCCACAAAGUGAACAAUCCUGUAUACUAUAACGAUAAGAACCGCUUCAGAAUGUGGAGAAUGGAUGAUACCCCGGAGCCGAGACAUAUCUCUGUGGCAAUACGUGACGUCGUUGGCGAGCCUCGCGCGUCAUGCCCUACGUAGCCUAUGUGAGCGGCCCAACAGCGUCCAGUCCGUGCCGCGAACCGCGGUGGCAUUCGAAUGUGAGCCUGGUUUCUAC